Molecule: messenger RNA, 6684 nt
Organism: Alosa alosa (allis shad)
Lineage: Eukaryota; Metazoa; Chordata; Actinopteri; Clupeiformes; Clupeidae
Product: A disintegrin and metalloproteinase with thrombospondin motifs 9-like
Biological process (GO): extracellular matrix organization; proteolysis
Cellular component (GO): extracellular matrix
Molecular function (GO): metalloendopeptidase activity; zinc ion binding
Source: RefSeq, a predicted model, not a curated record
GUAUGCAACAGGAGUGGCUUUAUUAGGCUAAGUAAGAGGCGUGUUUGGCAGAGUACUGUACCUUCCACUGCCUUCACUAGUAAUCCCGCCCAGGCUCUUCAGCUAAGUGAUCUGUGUGAGUAAGGGAAGCCCACCACAGUUGUCCGUACAUCGACCCCCUUUUUACAGUAUGCAUGUUCGCCAAGGGAUCCGCGGGCACUUUCCGACCAAGCGCAUGUUAUCACCACGGAACUCACAUCAGAAAAGUAGAAGGUAGACGCUUUGGAUGAGGGAGGCACUCUCGACAGUUGGAAUCCAGCGGCGGAGAGCCCGAGUGACCGUAGCACGCCAGAGACGGAGAGUGUAUUCGGGCGUGCUGCUUUCUGUCUAACCGUGGACAAUCAUGCAUGUGCUCUUCUGGGGUUUAGGAUUUCUUACAGUUCUCCCUGACUUGUUGAUUGUGGAUGCAUCAACAACAGGGAGACAUUUGUUGAGCUCAAGAAAAGCAAACGCACUCGGUGCAUACGAGAUUUUUACUCCAACAAGAGUGGAUGAAGCUGGUGACAGACUACAUACAAGUAUACACUUCAAACGGAAAAAGCGGAGUAUUGAUUCAGCAGCGGAUAACAGUGUUGAUCAGUGGGCCUCACCGACCAUCCAUUAUCGAAUUUCUGCUUUUGGACAGAAUUAUGAACUCAACCUCACACUUGAGUCGGGAUUUAUUGCGCCACUUUACACUGUCACGAUACUCGGACUACCAAACAGUGGGAACCUAACGGAAUUCUCACAAGAGGGGGAGGAGGAGGAGACAGACUAUCAGCACUGCUUCUACCGAGGACAUGUGAAUGCAGACCCGGAGCACACCGCAGUUAUCAGCCUCUGCUCCGGUUUGCUUGGCACUUUCAGGUCACCAGAAGGGGAGUAUUUUGUGGAGCCCCUUCAUAGCUACAAUGGUGUACAUUAUGAAGAAGAACACAACAAACCUCAUAUUGUGUAUAGAAAGGAUACCCCCAAGAAGGCUGGGAGGGAGGAGGAAGCAUGUGAGACUUCAGGACACAAAAAGAGACACAGGCGACACAAAGACCAGGCGAAGAAGAGGCCUCCCACCGGCAUGCAGGCUGACCUGGAGAGCCUGAGCACUGGACUCUUCGGCGAUGCCUUCCCUCUGAGCGAAAACAAGCAUGCGGCUAAUGACAGCAGUGACUCAGGACCUCACAGGAGAUCAAAGCGCUUCCUCUCCUAUCCGCGCUUUGUAGAAGUCAUGGUGGUGGCAGACAGCAAGAUGGUGGAACACCACGGCAGCAACCUUCAGCACUAUAUUCUCACCCUCAUGUCCAUUGUAUCCUCCAUAUAUAAGGAUCCUAGCAUUGGAAAUCUGAUUAAUAUCGUCAUUGUGAAGUUAGUUAUCAUAAACAAUGAGCUGGACGGGCCCGUGGUGUCUUUCAAUGCACAAACCACUUUAAAAAACUUCUGCAUAUGGCAGCAGGGUCAAAAUCACCCUGACGACAACCACCCCUCGCAUCACGACACAGCAAUCCUCAUUACUAGGCAAGACAUCUGUCGUGCACGUGACAAAUGUGAUACCUUAGGUCUUGCAGAGCUGGGCACUGUUUGUGACCCAUACAGAAGCUGUAGCAUUAGUGAGGAUAAUGGACUUAGUACCGCUUUCACCAUCGCGCAUGAACUAGGCCAUGUGUUCAACAUGCCCCACGACGACAGUAACAAGUGCAAGGAGGACGGAGUGAAGAACCAGCAGCACGUGAUGGCGCCCACGCUCAACUACUACACUAACCCCUGGAUGUGGUCCAAGUGCAGCCGCAAAUUCAUCACCGAGUUCCUCGACACAGGGUAUGGAGAGUGCCUACUGGACGAGCCAAUAUCUCGGCCAUACAGCCUGUCUCAGCAGCUGCCUGGGCGGAUAUACAAUGUCAAUAAACAAUGUGAAUUGAUAUUUGGGCCAGGAACACAGGUGUGCCCAUAUAUGACACAGUGCCGCAGGCUUUGGUGCACCAGCCCGGAGGGAGCGCAGCGCGGCUGCCGCACCCACCACAUGCCCUGGGCAGACGGGACCGACUGCUCCCCUGGCAAGCACUGCAAGCAUGGCCUGUGCAUCGCCAAAGAGCACGACGCCACGCCCGUGGACGGUGCCUGGGGUGCAUGGAGCCCGUUCGGAACGUGCUCUCGGUCCUGCGGCGGUGGGAUCAAGAUCGCCUUGCGGGAGUGCAACCGACCCGUGCCGAGGAAUGGGGGGAAGUACUGCGUGGGGCGGCGGAUGAAGUUCCGCUCCUGCAGCUCAGAGCCCUGCUCCAAGGUGAAGAAGGACUUCCGCGAGGAGCAGUGCGCCACGUUCGAUGGCAGGCACUUCAACAUCAACCUUCUACCUCCAAACGUUCGCUGGGUGCCAAAAUACAGUGGAAUCCUCAUGAAGGAUCGGUGUAAGCUGUUCUGCCGGGUGGCUGGGAGCACGGCCUACUAUCAGCUCAGGGACCGGGUCAUUGACGGUACCCCAUGCGGGCCGGACACCAACGACAUCUGCGUACAGGGCCUCUGCAGACAAGCCGGGUGUGACCACGUGCUCAACUCCAAGGCAAGGAGGGACAAGUGUGGUGUGUGUGGAGGGGACAACUCCUCGUGCAAGCCCAUGCAGGGCACGUUCAACACCGUGCAUUACGGAUACAACGUGGUCGUUCGAAUACCCAGUGGUGCUACAAACAUUGACGUCCGACAACACAGCUACUCAGGGAAACCAGAGGAUGACAACUACCUCGCUGUUUCUGACAGUCGUGGGGAGUAUUUGCUCAACGGAGGGUUCGUGGUCAGCAUGUUCAAAAGGGAAAUCAAGCUGGGCAGUGCUGUCCUUGAGUACAGUGGCUCUGAUCACGUCAUCGAGAGACUCAACUGCACUGAUCGCAUCGAGGAGGAGAUCAUAGUCCAGGUGCUAUCUGUGGGGAACCUGUUCAACCCAGACGUCAGGUAUUCCUUCAACAUCCCCAUCGAGGACAAGCCGCAGCAGUUCUUCUGGGAUGCCUAUGGACAAUGGCAAGAAUGUAGCAGGCUUUGCCAAGGGGAGCGCAAGAGGAAGAUCCUGUGCAGCCGCGAAUCGGACCGGGUGGUGGUGUCUGACCAGCGGUGCCAUGGGUCAGCCCGGCCCAGCGCCAUCACGGAGCCCUGCAACACCGAGUGUGAACUCAGGUGGCACACUGCUCGUAAGGGCGAGUGCAGCGCUCAGUGUGGCCUGGGCUACCGCACUCUGGACAUCUACUGUGCCAAGCACAGCCUGGCCGACGGCAAGACUCAGAAGGUGGAUGACCGUUACUGCAACAACCAGCGCAAGCCCGACGACAAGGAGGGUUGCCAUGGGGACUGCAACCCUGGCGGCUGGGAGUACUCCCCAUGGUCAGAGGUGAGACUUUUGUUGGUGUGUGUGUGUGUGUGUGUGUGUGUGCCGGGGGGCGAAGCCCUAGGGGACGAGAGUUCAGUGCCGCAGUGGACGACCGGCGACUGGUCAGAGUGUUUAGUAACCUGCGGAAAAGGAUACAAGCACCGGCAGACCUGGUGUCAGUUCGGAGAGGACCGGCUGGACGACCGGUUCUGCGACUCGUCUAAGCCGGAGUCGGUGCAGACGUGCCAGCAGCAGGAGUGUGCCUCGUGGCAGGUCGGACCGUGGGGGCAGUGCACCACCUCGUGCGGACCGGGCUACCAGAUGAGGGCAGUGAAGUGUGUGGUGGGGUAAAUCGGGUCCGUCAUGGGCGACCUGCAGAAUAACGCUACCACCAGGCCCACGGACACUCAGGAUUGUGAACUAGCUCUGUGCCCAGUUGCCCAUCCUGUUUCACCGGACACCAAAGGCCCUUCUCAUCCCGGGCACAAAACCCAGUGGAGAUUUGGAUCGUGGACACAGUGCAGCGCCUCUUGUGGCAAAGGAACUCGGAUGCGGUAUGUGAGUUGUCGUGACAACCAGGGAGGAGUGGCCGAGGAGUCUGCCUGCGCUCACCUUCCCAGGCCAACGGCGCGGGAAGUUUGCCAGGUGGUGGCAUGCGGCCAGUGGAAGGUUCUGGAGUGGACGCCGUGCUCGGUGUCCUGCGGCCAGGGCAAAGCCACCCGCCAGGUGGUGUGUGUGAACUUCAGCGACCAGGUGGUGGACGUGAGCGAGUGCGACCCAGAUGACCGUCCAGCCCGCGAGCAGGAGUGCGCCAUGCCCCAGUGCCCCUCGCGGCCUACUGACCACGGCUCCUUCCCCGCCAUUCCCAAGAGCGUGCCGCCGGCCGGGGGCAGCGACAGCAGGAGAGGCCGCAACCAGUGGAGAACUGGUCCUUGGGGAGCGUGCUCCAGCACGUGUGCCGGAGGCUUCCAGAGGCGGGUGGUGGUGUGCCAGGAUGAGAAUGGCUACACGGCCAACAACUGUGACGAGAGCUCCCAGCCAAACGAGCAGCGCUCCUGCGAAUCUGGACCCUGCCCGCAGUGGGUCUAUGGCAACUGGGGAGAGUGUACGAAGUCCUGUGGCGGUGGGAUAAAAACACGGCUGGUCGCAUGUCAGCGGCCCAACGGGGAGCGCUUUAACGAUCUGAGCUGUGAAAUUCUUGACAAACCGCCCGACCGAGAGCAGUGCAAUACUCAGUCGUGCCCGUCUAACCCCCACUGGAGCGCAGACCCGUGGAGCUCGUGCUCCGCCUCCUGUGGAAGGGGAUACAAGUACCGGAAUGUGACGUGCGUCAGUCGGUCCAAGCGGCAAAUCCCGGAGGAGAACUGCCAGCACCUGCCCCGCCCCAACAAGCAGAGGAGAUGCCGAGGGGGCCGCUGCCCCAAGUGGAAGGCCAGCAGCUGGGGCGAGUGCUCGACGACAUGUGGCAACGGCAUACAGCAACGAGACGUUUUCUGUCAAUUUGGAGACCAACGCCGCGUGGAUGAGUCGGAAUGCGCAAGAUUCCCAGCUCGCCCACCCUCUAGUCAGACCUGUCGUCCCGCUGAUUGCCCGUCGCCGUACAGAUGGAGCGUCGGAGAGUGGCGACCAUGCAGUCGGACAUGUGGGUCAGGCCACCGGAGACGACCAGUGCACUGCCUGGAUGACAGCGGGGAGGAGGUCCAUGACAUGUACUGCGUCACCCAGACCAAACCUACAGACUCUGAGGCCUGUAACACCCAGGCCUGUGAAUUCAUCUGGGUCACGGGGGAGUGGACAGAGUGCUCAGUCACCUGUGGGCAGGGAUAUCAGAGGAGGCUGGUCUCCUGCAGUGAGGUGCAUUCUGGGAAUGAUAAUUACGAGUACGGGCAUCAGUCUUCGUCAAACUGCCCCGGGACUCCGCCAGAAAGCAUCCUGGAGUGCCACGCUGAGCCCUGUCCUCCUCAAGAGGCCUGGAGGGUUGGCAUGUGGGGGCCGUGUUCAGUGACCUGUGGGGAGGGCUGGAUGGAGCGCACGCUGCAGUGUGUAACAGCAGAAGGGGAAGCCAGCGACAGGUGUCCGGUGUCUGCCAGACCCCAGGCACGCAAGGCCUGCGGCAACCCUUCCUGCCACUUGCCAAGGAGCUGCAGAGAGGCCCAGAGCUUGAGCAGCAUCUUGGUGGACGGGGAACAGAUACUGAGUGUGCAAGGGAAAGCAGUCAAGAUCUACUGUGCUGGAAUGCAGACAGAUACUCCAGGGGAAUACGUCACCCUGAUGGCUGGCGAGGCGGAGAAUUUCUCUGAGGUCUUCGGCUACAGGCUGAUUGACCCGACUGGGUGCCCUGCCAACCUGAGCCGAAGAGAGGACUGCAGUUGCAGAAGGGACUAUACGGCAGCCGGCCUCUCCACCUUCAGCAAAGUCCGACUGGACCUCAGCAAGAUGCACAUCAUCACCACAGAUUGGCAGUUUGCCGUCACGCGAGAGGGCCGCCACGUGCCGUUUGCCACUGGAGGGGACUGCUACAGCGCCGCCCGCUGUCCACAGGGCCGCUUCAGCAUCAACUUCUCAGGGACAGGCUUUCAUGUGGCCGAGCAGACCAAGUGGAUUUCCCAUGGAAACUACGCUGUUGCAGACAUACACAAGUCGCAGGAUGGCAGUAGAGUUACAGGAAUGUGUGGUGGCUAUUGCGGCAAAUGCACCCCUUCAACAAGCUCUGGCCUUCUUGUGCGUGUCACAUAACACAACCUCAAUCCCCCAGUGACUCCUCACCCCUCAAGUGGCCUUUCUUAUCUCUCUGUGGUGCUAAAGAAACAGAAGGACUCGUCCUCUUCUGAAGAACCUCUACCCCUCCAAAACAUGUACAUAUGUAAAUUAUGCUACUGUAAGUACUGUACAUAUGCUAUGUGAAUUAUUUAUUAUACUCAACAUUUAUUUUUAUAUUGUGAAAUUAUUUAAUUUUUUUUUUAGUUUUCUUUUUUUUUUAAAAGCAACUUGCCAUUGUGCCUAUCAUCAUGCACACGUCCACAUCUGUCAGACAUUGUAUGUGACAUAAAUACACUGCCGUUCAAAAGUUCGGGGUCCAAGUUUGGGGUUUCCAUUCCACUCCAUUAUAGACAGAAUACCAGCUGAGAUCAGUUGCAUUGUUUUUUUUUAAUCAGGGCAGCAGUUUUCAGAUUACAUUAUGUGCUUGCAUAAUUUCAAGAGGGUUCUUCAGUGUUUUCUUAGUUAGCCUUUUGAAAUUAAGUCAGAUUAGUAAACAGAAUGUGCCUUUUGGAACAUUGGAUGAAUGGUUGCUGAUAAUCAGCAAUGUAGAUAUUGCAUUAAAG